GCUCUGAGUGGGCGUGAAGGGGCAGAGAGAGGAAGCAGGACAGAGCAGAGCAGCAGAGGGAGGCACACACCGACACCUUGGAGGGGCACAGUCACAGGCGGUUCUCCGUGGGGAGGUCUCUGUGAAGCAGCCCUACCUGUUGGAGCUCAGUCAGCGCGAGGAGACGCUCGUGCCAGCGUGGAUUUGCGGGAACUGCCCCACUGAGAGCAGCCGGAACAAUGUCUCCAAGACUGUUAUUACUGUGCGCUGCUCUGGCUGCGCACCGCGGGACUCGAACCUGCAGCGGAUUUAAUGUCGACGAUCGUUUCCCUGUCAUCAAGGAGGGACCAACCAAAGGGAGCUUCUUUGGAUUCUCGGUGGCGCUGCACGAGCAGACGGAGGGCUCCAGGAAGAACCUGCUUCUGACGGGAGCGCCCAAAGAGAAGGCCAAGUCCCUACCAAAUGUGAACGAAACCGGUGCCGUCUACUCCUGUCCCAUUACUACGGACGCCACCGACUGCUCCAGAAUGGACCUGGUCACCACAACGAAUCCUUUAGAGAUGGUCGAGGGCAUGUGGCUCGGCGUGACGGUGGCCAGUCAGAGAGUGGAGAAGGCCGGACGCGUGCUGGCAUGUGGGCACCGGUACGUGAAGAUCAAGGGCGGCGCAGAGGAGCAGCGGCGGAUGAUCGGGAAGUGCUUCGUGCGGAGUAACGAUCUGACCUUUGAUCAAAACGACGACUGGCAGACCGACAGUUACGAGGUCUGCAACCCCAACUUUGACAUGGACCUGGAGGGCAUGUGCAACAUGGGCAUCUCGGGCGGCAUGACGGACAACGACGUCUACAUCGGUGCCACGGGGAGCUACGUGUGGCAAGGAAAUGUCCACGUGACAUGGAGGGACCCAGAUCCAUUGAACGCUUGGGACUCAAUUAACAAGAACUUUGGCCAGCUGAAAGGACGCAACAGUUAUAUUGGUUAUUCGGUCCUCGAGGAGAAGAAGCUCCUCAGCCACGACGACUACACAGUAGUCACGGGGUCUCCCAGGGACGAGUCCAAGGGCUCCGUGCUGUUCGGGACAAAGACCGACAACAGCAUCCAACCUGUGCUCAUCAUCCCCGGGGAACAAGUGGGCUCGUACUUUGGAAGCAGCAUGGCCGUCACUGACCUCAACAACGACGACUGGAAUGACCUGAUUGUGGGCGCACCAUUUUACUUUGACCGCAUGAACGAUCACGGCGGAGCCGUGUACAUCUUCAUGAACGAGAAUGGAUCCUUCCAGAAGACGGCCACCGUCGUCCUGAAGGGUCCAUCGGCUUCUGGAUUCGGCAUUUCCGUCGCUGCUAUUGGUGACGUCAACCAAGAUGGAUUCCAAGACUUUGCCGUCGGAGCGCCGUUCCACGACGCGGGGAAGGUCUACAUAUGGAUGGGCAGUAAAAAGGGAAUCUCUGAGAGCCCCAGUCAGGUGAUUGAAGGCAAGACGGUUGCCAAUGGUGGAUUCCAGACCUUCGGCUAUUCCCUGAACGGAGGCAUGGACAUGGACGACAACAGUUACCCGGACAUCUUAGUCGGCUCUUUGGACGACCGCAUUGCCUUGCUCAGAGCUCGACCGGUCAUCCACUUGACGAAGGACUUUCACGUCGAGCCGAAGAUCGUGGAUCCUAAUCUGUGUCCUGGCAACACACCGUGUAUCACGGCGACACUGUGCAUGUCGUUCACGCUGAGCAAUGGGAACAAAGACUUCAAGAAGAACAUCAUGGUGCAGUACACAGUGGAGGCGGACAUGGAGAGGAGAAGAAGCCCUCGGGUUCGUUUCGAGGACAAUAACUCCGACACCUACACUGGCAUCAUAAGCCUGCCCGCUUCCAAGACCACGUGUGACACCCGGAAGCUGUAUGUUGUCGCACCUGUGACGGACAAACUGGAGCCCGUGGUCUUUUCCCUCAAGCUGUCCCUGCACGAGCAGAAACCUAAAUCCCGGCGCUCCGUGCAGAACCUGGACUCCUUUCCAAUCCUGAGCCAGGAGCAGAAACUCACUCAGAGAACCGAGAUUAAUUUUCAGAAUGAAUGUGGCUCAGACAACAAAUGUAGCAGUAAUCUGCAGCUCACGGCUCAGUUUGUUGACAAUGAAGAAAAGCCCUACCCCAGGAAAGGCAAAUUCCAGGUGCUGCAGUUCAACAGCAACAUGAAGAUAAUACGGCUGAUAGUGGAGGUGACUAACUUCCCUUCAGCUGGGAGACUCGGCGAGGACGCCCAUCAGGCCACGCUCAACAUCACCUUCCCUGAUGCACUGAGAUAUUCUGGCGUCAGGUCCACGGACCAUGACGUGCAAUGCAGCUUCGACGUCACAGUGAUCUGUGACCUGGGGAAUCCACUGAAAGGCAAUGACAAGGUGUCCCUCGCCCUCAAGUUUGAGACGUCGGGCAUCGAUCUGUACACACAAGAGGUGGAGUCCCAGCUGCUUCUGUCCACUCUCAGUGAGCAGAGCGACCUGACGCCUGUGCCCGUGGCCCUGCUGAUCGAAAACACCAUCCUGCCCUCCUUCUCCAUAGAGAACCCCUUGGUGCAGACACAGUUCGGUGGGACAGUGAUGGGCAUGUCGGCCAUGGUAAACACCAGUGACGUGGGCAGUCUGGUGGAGUUCACCUUCAACGUGAACAUGAGGGGGCAGCCCCUGGGAGACUUGGGGACCCUGGCUCUGGCGUUUGACUGGCCCUCUGAGGCCGCCAACGGCAAGUGGCUGCUGUACCUGACCAAGAUUGUCGUCAAGGGGCAAUCGGAGACGGAGUGCAACGCUCCGGAAGCAGUCAACCCGCUGAAGCUCGCUUUGUCGGAGAGCAGGCCGAAGCGCGCCAAGCGUCAGAUCACGGCGGACGAUCGUGAAACGAGUCAGCCGCAAACCGUCGAGCCGCAGGCAGCCUUAUCUCUGCUCACUCCUCGAAAGGAGACCCACCAAUUGGAUUGCGCCGAGGGGACAGCAAACUGUGUGAAGUUCCUCUGCCCGCUGCUCAACAUGACACACUCGGCCAAGAUAUAUGUCCGCUCCCGUUUGUGGAACAGUACGAUGCUGGAGGACUAUCCCAAUGUUCUGAGAGUUACAGUCAUCGGCCAUGCCACGUUGACGCUCCUUACAGAUAAAUCGACCAUCAAGAUGGUCAAUCAGACCGCCAGGUUUGCGGUGGAAAUAGAACCGGUGGAGCGAGUGGAAGUACCCUACGAGCUCCCGCUGUGGAUCAUCAUCUCGGCCAUUGUCGCCGGAGUUCUGCUACUAGGAAUCAUUAUUGUUAUUCUGUGGAAGUGUGGCUUCUUCCAGAGGGCCAACAGGAGGGAGAUGUAUGAGGCCAAAGCCCAGAAGGCUGAGAUGAAGAUCCAGCCCUCUGAGACAGAGAGGUUGACUGAGGACUACUGACUGGGUCUCAAACAGCAUACACCAGUGGGGCUUUUUGGCUUGGAUUCUUUAAGCGGGCCGUCUACUACCGGAUGAUGCCAAAGCACCAGGGGGUGAAAAUUCGCAAGGCUGAGCGUUAUCAGUUCAACCUGGGAUUCCAGCCUGAGGAGCCCCAGAAAAAGUACUGGAUCACAAACUGGACAGAGAUGCAGCAUUACUACUACUGAGUCCUUUACUUUGAACCCCGAACCACUCACCUUUACACUGUCACGGGCCAAACAAAGAGCACUGGGCUCGGGUUGAGCCACAUGGACUCUGCCGUGGCACGGACCAAGAAAAAAGCAUUCAAUUUUAUUUCAGAUCUUUCAGUGCAAUAUACUGAACAUAUUGUUUCAGAGAUUGUAUUUGUUUUUUAAGUAUUUUUGAAGAAUGUUGUGUUGUACAUUGGAAUUGGGGGUUGCAUUCAAUAUUUGUAAAUUGUUUUAAUUUACGAUUCGAGAUUUCAUAUAUACUGUCAUUUCUUUU
This is a messenger RNA of Solea solea (common sole), 3890 nucleotides long. RefSeq names its product integrin, alpha 3b (gene itga3b). Bases 219 to 3386 code for a protein of 1055 amino acids. Gene Ontology annotation, cellular component: integrin complex; external side of plasma membrane. The transcript is spliced from 26 exons. Gene Ontology annotation, molecular function: integrin binding. The record is from RefSeq and is a predicted model, not a curated record. Gene Ontology annotation, biological process: cell-matrix adhesion; integrin-mediated signaling pathway; leukocyte migration. NCBI's taxonomy places the organism in Eukaryota, Metazoa, Chordata, Actinopteri, Pleuronectiformes, Soleidae.